Molecule: messenger RNA, 2192 nt
Organism: Cuscuta campestris
Lineage: Eukaryota; Viridiplantae; Streptophyta; Magnoliopsida; Solanales; Convolvulaceae
Source: the annotation of a GenBank genome assembly
UAAAAAUAGGUAUUUUAAAAAGGGGCUUAGUUUUCUACCGAGGAAGGAAUCCUUGGGUUUAAUGAAUCAGGCGGGUCAUUAUCUUUGGCGGGAAAAGAGUUCACAUUCUUCUUCUUCGUUUCUCCGUUUGGUCGCGUUUUCUAGCUCUGGAGUGGGGAAAUUGGUCGAAGCUUUAACCCACAAAUGUCGAAAUUGCCCGAAAUCUCAUCGCUCUUCGCCGCCCUCGCAUCGAACCUUGAAAGGACUGCCGGAGAAGAAGAUCGAAAUCUCGACGAUGCCAUCCGGAAGCUCAACCUGUCGCUCAAUCUAUCCGAAACCAACCCUAGAGCUCAGGUUCUGGACACUGCACUCUCUCUCAUGUGCAUCACCGCCCCGCAGGUCUUCGAUUCCAUGAUUGAGUUCACGGUGAGAACAAUUGUUACCGUUCUGUCUUCAUCGGCUGAACUGCAGGUUGUUAAGUGGGGCAAUAAGGAGAGUUUACAGGUUUCCGGAUCGAGUUUUGGUCUGGAUUGUGUUGGAACAUUUGAAGCUUUUGCUGAUAUUUUACUAAAACUCGAGGCAUUUAGAGGAGAUCUUUCUCCUUCAUUGCUUUAUGCCGUUGUAAGAGCUGCAACAUUUGCACCUAACUGUCAUCAUCCAGAGAAAAUCGCUGAGAUGAAACUUAGGGGUGGAAGGAAUUCUGCUUUUGCAAAGGUGCUCCGCUAUUCACCAAGGGACAGCAACCUCAAAAGUGGAGAAAUUCCUCUUAGGUUGCUGUGGUGGUUGCUUGAUCCUAUGCUUCUUAAGAAUGAUAUAUGCCAAAUUUUACAAGAAACCACUAGCCGACCAUUUCUUUGCCUAGAAAAGGAAUUUUAUGAGAAGACAGAUUGGCACUGUAUUUUAAUUUGUUUGGUUCUUAAUCCUACAAUGUUUAUGCAGACAAGGGCUCUAUUACAUAAUUGGUUUCUACUGACGGGUUUGGCUUCUAUCUUAGAGCUUCACAGUGAAAUAGUCUUGAGAGUAUUAGACGUUGGUUGCAGACCAAUGUGGUGGGGAGUACCAAUGGAGAUUGCAUUGUCACUUCCAUUUUCGCAUGCGUACUUUCCUUGUGAAAACCGGCUCUUGAGAAUACUUUCUGGUCCACUGUCCUGGGAAAAUUUUUCGCAUUUAGUUUGUGAAGUUAUUAAACCAAACUGUGCUGCCAAUCAGCUUAAUUCUACUUCCAACCAUGCUGUGAAGGCUUCAAGAGUAGAUCAUAAUUCCUGUUGGGCAAUGACAAUAAACUUUCCUAGUUGGUUCUCCUUUGCCUCUUUGCUGCUUUUCCUUGAUGGGAGUUCUAUAGAUAGAUGCUAUUUGAAAUGUAUACCUUGGUUAAACAACUCUGACCAGCCAUGUGAUACAGAGCUGCCUUAUUCUUCUGUAGCUGCAAGGUUUAUUGCAUGGGUUUUGAACCCUAUAGGCGAUUCUUGCCAGGACCUGUUAGUUGAGUGUUUGACUGGACUUUUACGUGUAAAGACCCUCAAACACUGUGGUUUUGGUAGAGGCAUUGCAGCCACUGGUCGCAACACAAAGGAAAUUUGGAGGUCAUUAUCAGACAAAAAGGGUAACAUCAAUUUUUCCAACUUUGACUCCCAAACGCUGUUGCUUUGGCUCAAAGAAGUUGAUGACAUCCAUAUAAGUAUAGGAGAGGCAGAAAGUGAACUGCUUUUGCAUUAUGCUGCAACCGGUACCUUCCACAAUCUCUUCAAACAACAAGUUGAGCAAAAACGUAUGAAGCAUAGCCUUGAAUUUGCGCUGACUGACAAGUACACAAGAAAAGAAGCUGUAUCAGGAGCCAACAUUGCUUUCAAUCUAACUGAUACAAUUGAAAGUAUGUCAGCUUUGAUGUUUGAGACAGAGGAGGAUGGGCUGAAGUUUUUGAGUCAGGUGAAAGGAAAGAUUGUUAAAUAUCUACUCAAUUGUGUCAAGAGGCUACUCCAACUUAAAGUAGCUGAUGACUUCAUGCAGCUUAGUGAUCUCUAUCUUAGAAUGGUCAGGUGGAAACAUCAGGGACAGGAUAUCUGCAGCCGUUUCAAGGAUUGGGAUGAUGCCAUUGGUGCCGUGAAGUGUGCUUCCUCACCCCAAAUUUAAGGAGUUAUGCUUUGUUUAAAAGACACAGAUUUCCAGCAUUUUGGUGGAAACAAUUGCUGUAAAUCUGUAGCGCUUAAGUGGAA